Sipha flava (yellow sugarcane aphid) is the source of this 1435-nucleotide messenger RNA. RefSeq lists its product as uncharacterized. The transcript is spliced from 4 exons. The coding region runs from base 208 to 1158 and encodes 316 amino acids. The record is from RefSeq and is a predicted model, not a curated record. Lineage: Eukaryota; Metazoa; Arthropoda; Insecta; Hemiptera; Aphididae.
GGCCGAUCGACGUUCAGUCGGCCCCGACCAGCAACCGUCGCUGUCGUGUCCCGUAUAGCACUCACAUUUUAUUAUUAGAAAUAAUAUUCAGUCUCUUGUAGUCCUCCGCAGUCUGGUUCAGCACUUUGCGCAUUAUAUAGAGGAACAUCAGGAGACCGUCGAUCCUUCCGUACGGCAAACCGAGCACGCCUGCACCGCCCCGCAGACAUGGAUACGUCCCUGCUAUGGUUAACGCUAUUGGGCUGCGUAAUGUGUGCGUUCAGCUCAGAUGCGCCACCGCCCGCGUCGAACGAAGUGUCCGGAUUCAGGAUGAUGUUCAACGCGUACCGGCAGUGCUCGGACCAACAGGAAAUGGUCGUGUGCCUGAAGAGCCGAGCCCUGAGGAUGCUGGACAGAGCCAUGCAGAUGGAAAACAUCCCGAUUGUCGACGGCGUGGCUCUGGUGAAGAAAUCGGAAAGUAACGGCAGAUCGCUGGAGGUGGACGGCAACAGCGAGGUGGCCGAGAACGUGAUACCCGAGAAUUCGGCCGAUUUCGGUAAGCUAGUGGACUCGAUGUUGUACGACAAGAUGUCCAGGUUCGCUAGGUCCAGAUCGCUGCAGCUGUCCAUGCCGCAGAUGUUCGACGAAGGGAGAGACCUCGAUGACGGUGUGUACUUGACCGGUCGUAAGAAGAAAAAGGACAAGGGCGGUCAGAUGUACCUGAUGAUGCUGAAGGGCGGUCUGCUGGCGAUGGCUUACAAGGGUCUGGCGCUGCUAGCGGGUAAAGCACUGCUGGUGAGCAAGAUAGCGCUCACGCUGGCCCUACUGGUGGCGUUCAAGAAGCUGUUCAGUGGCGGCCAAGGUCACGGCGGCUCGUCCAAGACCACGUACGAGAUCGUCAAGCAGCCGGUGGUGACGCACGCGCACCAGUACGCGGCGGCAGGAGCGACGGACACGUUCGGAAGCUACGACAACAGCGGUCCUUACGCCAGGAGCAUCGCGCAACCGGACAUGCCGUACCCACAGCUGGCCGCGUAUAGAGCUCACGUCAAGGGUGGCGGGGUCGGUGGCAGCAGUAGCGGUCCCAUGAUGAUGUCCUCGUCCUCGGCGGUCUCGUCGCCGACCUCGGGCCCCAGUGGCGUUCAGCACGAUUCCAGCCUCAGGGACGAGGCCCUGUGAACGCGAUCUCGUCGCGCCUGCACUGAACACGCUCGUCCCCAACAACCCAACAAUACAUACCAGCCAACCGUCGAACGAUCGCCAUCACGCGAACGCGAUUCACUACACCACGACAACGGCAACCGCGCAACGACCACACAAUAAUAAUAUACUCUUUGUCGCCGCCGCCGCGCGGGCGUACUCGCCAACCAUGCGAGGUCCCUAUAUAUAUAUAUAUAUAUGUAUAGAUAUUUAAAUAUACAUAUCUUCGGAUCCGUUCAAGACUAUAAUAUUUUAU